GGUCGGGGAUUCCAUCGCGUGCACUGACUUCCGCCUGGCCGGCCAGCCGGCAGCAAAGCGAGAGGCGCGAGCCGGGAGUCGGAGAAGGCCGCAGCCAUGCAGGUCACCAGCCUCAAUGAGGUGAAGAUCUACAGCCUGAGCACGGGCCCGAGCCUCCCCGAGUGGAUUUCCAGUAAGAAGAAGAGAGCAGUACAAAAGAAAAAUGUGGAUGUUCGCAGAAGAAUUGAACUUAUUCAAGACUUUAACAUGCCCACAGUUAGCACAACUAUUAAGGUAUCAAGGGAUGGACAGUAUAUUAUGGCAACUGGAACAUAUAAGCCAAGGAUCCGGUGUUUUGAUACCUACCAAUUAUCCUUGAAAUUUGAAAGAUGCUUAGAUUCUGAAGUGGUUACAUUUGAUAUUUUAUCAGAUGAUUACUCAAAGAUUGUCUUCUUGCACUGUGACAGAUACAUUGAGUUUCAUUCACAGCAUGGCUAUUAUUACAAGACAAGAAUACCAAAGUUUGGUAGAGAUUUCUCCUAUCACUACCCAUCAUGUGACCUGUAUUUUGUAGGCGCAAGUUCUGAAGUAUACAGAUUAAAUCUGGAACAAGGAAGGUACCUGAAUUCGCUACAAACAGAUGCUUCGGAGAAUAAUGUCUGUGACAUAAAUCCCAUGCACUGCUUAUUUGCUACUGGGACAGCUGAGGGGAAAGUGGAAUGCUGGGACCCUAGAACUAGAAAUCGAGUGGGUGUGUUGGACUGCGCUUUAAGCAGUCUGACAGCAGAUACAGAAAUAGAUGGCUUGCCAUCUAUUUCAGCACUGAAGUUUAAUGGAGCUUUGAAUAUGGCUGUAGGCACAUCCACUGGACAGAUUUUGUUGUAUGAUCUCAGAUCCAAUAAUCCAUUAGUAGUCAAAGAUCACCUGUAUGGCCUGCCUAUUAAAUCAAUCCUGUUCCAGGAUCCAUUAGAUUUAAUAAUAUCUGCAGAUUCACGAAUCAUAAAAAUGUGGAACAAGGACACAGGGAAAAUAUUUACUUCCAUGGAGCCAGAACACGCUAUCAAUGAUGUCUGCCUUUAUCCUAAUUCAGGAAUGCUGCUGAUGGCCAAUGAAGACCCUAAAAUGAACAUCUACUACAUUCCAGUUUUAGGUCCUGCCCCAAGAUGGUGCUCAUUCUUGGACAGCUUGACAGAAGAACUGGAGGAGAAUCCAGAGAGCACAGUUUAUGAUGAUUACAAAUUUGUUACCAGAAAAGAUCUUGAAAAUUUAGGCCUUGCCCAUCUCAUUGGAUCACCACUGCUCAGAGCAUAUAUGCAUGGCUUUUUCAUGGACAUAAAACUGUAUCAUAAGGUGAAAAUGAUGGUCAAUCCAUUUGCCUAUGAGGAAUAUAGAAAAGAGAAAAUUAGACAGAAGAUAGAAGAAACACGUGCACAAAGAGUUCAGCUAAAGAAACUUCCAAAGGUUAAUAAAGAGUUGGCACUCAAGCUGAUUGAAGAGGAAGAGGAACAGCAGCCUGCUAGAAAAAAGAAACGAAAGAAUCUGCCUAACAUUCUCACUGAUGACCGGUUCAAAGUCAUGUUUGAGAAUCCAGAUUUCCAGGUGGACGAGAAGAGUGAAGAAUUUAGGCUGCUUAAUCCACUUGUUUCUAAAAUAAGUGAGAAAAGAAAGAAGAAACUAAAGAUUUUAGAACAACAAGCAGCACAAGAGCAGGAAAAGGAGGAAGAACCAGAAGGAAAACCAAGUGAUGCAGAAAGUUCUGAGACUUCAGAUGAUGAAAAAGGCUGGGUUGAAGAGGUCAGGAAACAGCGCAAACUUAUACGCCAAGAGGAAAAAGUAAAACGGCAGGAAAGGUUCAAGGAGGAUCAGCAAACAACACUGAAACCUCAAUUCUUUGAGAUUAAAACAGGGGAGGAAUUUAGAAGCUUCAAGGACUCUGUCAAAAAGCAAAAGUUAACGAAAAAAACUCUUGGUGAUCGCUUGAAGCUUCAAGAAAAGCUUGGCACCCUCAGUGUUUCUGAUACCACAGUAGGCAGCAAACAGAUGACAUUCAAAUUAAAACAGUCAGAGCAGCAGAAGAAACAGCAGGAAGCUGAGAAGCAACAUCAUCAGGAGAGGAAAAAUAUCAGGCGUUCAGCUAGCCAUCUCAAGAGUAAACGUGGUAGAAGAAGACCCUUUUAAUUACUUCUUAAAGAAGCUGCUUUACUUUCACUUGUCACCUGGAAAGUGGGACUUUGCAGCACAGGCGUACUUCUUUUUGUAUCUAAAAGGUGGACUCAAGAAAACUAGAACCUGUUAAACUGGUUGUGAGCUAAUGAGAAGUUCACAAAAUGCUUGGAGUAUUUGGAGAAGACACCAUGAGAACAGUGUUACAAACUCAGUCUUGGUUUUGACUUGUGCGUGAAGCAGCAGUGAUUGGUUAUUGUGUAACCCUGGAUGUGAUUUAUAUGAAAGUCCUAUCUGUGUAAACAGGACCUUAUCUGUGUAUUUAAUUGGACAAACGGUGAUUAUUUUUUUAGCAUCAUGAAAUGUUCACUGUUUAAAUGUGGAUUGAAAAGUUUUAGGCUGCUGAGAGAUCAAGGGUUAAGUCAUUUUUCCCUAUAAUAGCUGACAUCAUAAAUGCACAAAAUAGGAAUCACCAUAGCUUUGGGUAUUGCUGUUGUCCUGAUAGCAGAUGAAAUCACACACAACCCUGAGUAGGGCCGGCUCCAGGGGUUUUGCCGCCCCAAGCAUCUCCUCUCCUCCCCCCCCCCAAAAAAAAAGUCGCAAUCUGCGGCAUUUCAGCAGGAGGUCCUUCGUACCGACUGGGAGUGAGGGACCCUCCGCCGAAUUGCCGCCAAAUAGCUGGACCUGCUGCCCCUCUCUGGAGUGGCCGCCUCAAGCACCUGCUUGCUAAGCUGGUGCCUGGAGCCGGCCCUGACCCUGAGCAUUGGCUUUGGUAUGUACUGGUACAUAAGGCCAUGAUUCAGCAAAGUAGUUAAGUGCUUACGUGUCUGCAAAUUGAAGUCAGUGAGACUAGUUGCAUGUGUGAAGUUAGGCACGUGAUUAGUACCUUGAUAAAUCGAGGCUUAAAUUAGGAAGCGACCAGUAUGUUCAGUGUACAAACAUGGGGCCUGAUCAUGUAAACCCUUUUUUAUGCAAGUAGUCUUUACCCACAUGAGUUAGUACUAUAUUACCAAUAUG
Messenger RNA from Gopherus flavomarginatus (Mexican gopher tortoise), 3159 nucleotides. It is a transcript of the gene NOL10, whose product is annotated as nucleolar protein 10. Gene Ontology annotation, cellular component: small-subunit processome; nucleus; nucleolus. Bases 97 to 2157 code for a protein of 686 amino acids. NCBI's taxonomy places the organism in Eukaryota, Metazoa, Chordata, Testudines, Testudinidae. The transcript has 21 exons. Gene Ontology annotation, molecular function: protein binding. Gene Ontology annotation, biological process: maturation of SSU-rRNA from tricistronic rRNA transcript (SSU-rRNA, 5.8S rRNA, LSU-rRNA). The record is from RefSeq and is a predicted model, not a curated record.